AUGUCUAAAUAUGCUCAUACGAUUAAUUCCUUUUGUACAAAGUCUGAAAAAUGUACGAAUGAAAUUCGAUUAGAAAAUUUUGGUUUACUCCGUCGUAUGUAUUCAAAUUAUUUAACGACAGAAAUUUAUGAACAUUGGAAUUGGUCAUGGUCUUAUAUGGUUCAACCAACAUAUCAAGAAUCAAAAUUUCGUAUUGUUGUACAGUUCAAUAAUUUACCAUUAACUCCGGGACAUCUACUUGCUUUCAAAGCAAUUUUAUUCAGAAAAAACAGUCAGACAACAAAGUCAAGUGAAUGUAUUUGUUUAAAAGAACAUUUAUGGUUAACCGAAAAUUUAAAUAUUCUGGAAGUAUGUUCACUUGAUGAACUUGAUCAAUUUAUUUAUAAAGAUACUUUACGUAUCGUGGUAAUUGUCAGACAUGAUUGGCUUGUUAAAGAAUUACAAACUGAUGAACAAAUCUUAUCAAUUACUUCCAAUGCAUAUUUGUCAGAUAGUAAAAUCGAUAAUUGCAAUACGAAAUAUCUAGAAGAUAUGAAAUCGAUUGUUAAUCAAAUUGAAACAAGUGAUAUCACAAUACGAUGCCGUAACCAAACCUAUAAAUGUCAUCGUGUUAUAUUAUCAGCACGUUCAUCAUACUUUCAUUCAUUGUUCAAUUCAAACUUUAGUGAAAAAUUUCAAAAUGAAAUCGAUCUUAGUUCGUUUCUUACCAAUGACAAUGAUUUCGAUCUUCUACAUUCAUAUGUAUAUAAAGCUGAAAUAAAUUUAACAUUAGAUAAUAUAUUGCAAUAUAUUCAAUUAAGUGAUAAAUUUCUUUUGGAUGAUUUAUACGAAUUAUGUGAACAAUUCUUAUUGAAUGAUAAUCAUAUAAAUGAAAGCAAUGUUUGGAAUAUUCUUGAUAUUUAUAAUACAAUAGGACGAAAAAUAUCUUUAAAUAUACAAGAGAAAUGUUUUCAUGUACUAAAAAAUAAUCGUCAUUUAAUUAAUGAAGAAUGUCAUGAUUUACUUAAACGACAUCCUCAUUUAUCUAUUGAACUUGUAAAAUAUUUUGUAUAG
Molecule: messenger RNA, 1053 nt
Organism: Rotaria socialis
Lineage: Eukaryota; Metazoa; Rotifera; Eurotatoria; Philodinida; Philodinidae
Source: the annotation of a GenBank genome assembly